UCUCACAUCCGUUCUUCUGCGCACUGCACACACCGUCUGCCUCACAGGUUUUGGUCAUUGCUCAGUGGCAUUUGGAUGAUCGGUCAUGGGGCAUGGUCGUGGAUCGGGUGGCUGGGUGGCUGUUGCCGUGGUGGGGAUCGUGGUUGGGAUUGGGUUUGGGAUCCCUGAGGUGCGGGCUGACCCGCCGGCCGGCUACGACUGGCAUGUUUUUCCAGCGAUGACAGACGACUUUGAGGGGCAGCAGCUCAACACCACCAAGUGGCUGGAUCACAACCCUGAAUGGCAAGGUCGCCUACCCGGCCUCUUCAAUGCCUCCAACGUCAAGGUGUCCAACGGCACUUUACAGCUGUGGGCCCGGAAUGCCAAUAUUACAGACCCCAGCCUCCGCCAGCAGGGCUAUGCCAACUUUACUACCAGCGCUGUCCAGAGCACAACCCUUGUCCGGUAUGGCUACUUUGAGAUCCGCUCCCGCGUAGGCACCUCUCGCGUGUCCAGCUCCUUCUGGUUUUACCACAACAACGGCACAGAAUGGACCGAGAUCGACGUCUUUGAAAUGACGGGUGAAAAUGCAGACCAGCCCCUUCCAUACCAGGACACAAUGCACACCCACAUCUUCCAGCUUCCCAAUACCGCUCCCGCAGACAUUCCUGCCAAGUGCCACUGCCAACUCCCCACCUCUGCUGCACCUCAACAGCCUGCGCCCACCAUGAAACUCAAGGACGCUGCUUCAUGUCAGCGGUACAACAUUACGACGGCAGCCACUCCUUUUGAUGCUGACUUUCAUGUCUUUUCUCUCCUCUGGACUCCAACCGUGCUUGAAUAUGCCGUGGAUGGUGCCGUGUGGUGGUCCAUACCCAACUACUGCAUGCAUCAACCCUUAACCCUGAACUUUGACCGGGAAACCAUGCCCGACUGGUUUGGCCUGCCCGAGCCCACCCAUCUACCCGAUCGCCCCUUUGAAGUUGACUACGUCCAUGCAUGGCAAGCCUCCCGAUAUCCCCAGUCCUAAGCAUGGUGGAUGAGCCCACGCGUUCGACUCGCAUGAAGACACAACGGCUAAGCAGUAUAGUGGGGGCUAAAUUUUCUCGAUAUGGCCAAGCAGGUGGCCCCAAUUGAAUAGCGGGCGUCGAGCCCAAGAAAAGC
Messenger RNA from Monosiga brevicollis MX1, 1143 nucleotides. RefSeq lists its product as uncharacterized. The record is from RefSeq and is a predicted model, not a curated record. Lineage: Eukaryota; Choanoflagellata; Craspedida; Salpingoecidae. Gene Ontology annotation, molecular function: hydrolase activity, hydrolyzing O-glycosyl compounds. Gene Ontology annotation, biological process: carbohydrate metabolic process. The coding region runs from base 86 to 1009 and encodes 307 amino acids. The transcript is spliced from 3 exons.